CCUCUUUCUCAAACACAUUCUUCCUACUACUAAUUUCGUUCCUCUUUUGCUCUCUUUCUCUCUGAUUCUCUCUUUCAAAGAACGAGUCAACUCGUUGGACGAAAGAAAUGAACUCGGAUAUAACUCACGCCACGACGGCGUCGUAUUGGUGCUACAGCUGUACACGUUUCGUUCACCUUCUCGACCGACACGACGUCGUUUGCCCCCACUGCCAAAGCGGUUUCGUUGAAGAGAUCCAUGCCGGCCAGUCCCCUGCCAUGUCUCUCUUCGCCGACGGUCUUCAAGCAUCUCGCCGCCAAGGCUUCCGCCGGAGGCGCCGAAACGCUGGCAGCCGCUCGCCGUUUAACCCGGUUAUCGUUCUCCGUGGACCAGGGGAGGAUGGCGCUGCCGGAGGCGAUAACGAGGGUUCCACUUUCGAGUUGUACUAUGACGACGGCGAUGGUUCCGGUCUUCGUCCUCUGCCGCCGACGAUGUCAGAGUUUUUGCUCGGAUCUGGAUUCGAUAGGUUACUAGAGCAGUUCUCUCAGAUCGAGAUCAACGGAUUUGGUCGGCCGGAGAAUCCGCCGGCAUCGAAGGCGGCGAUAGAGUCAAUGCCAACGGUUGAGAUCGGAGGCUCUCACGUGGAGACGGAAACUUACUGCGCCGUGUGCAAGGAAGCCUUUGAGCUCGGUGCGGAGGCGCGUGAGAUGCCGUGUAAACACCUUUACCACUCCGAUUGCAUCAUGCCGUGGCUCACGAUGCGGAAUUCGUGCCCUGUGUGCCGCCACGAGCUGCCGUCCGAUCAGAACGCGGCGGAAGGGAGAGUCGCCGGUCAGAUCGAUGAGGAAGCGGUAGGGUUGACCAUAUGGAGGUUGCCGGGAGGCGGUUUCGCCGUCGGAAGAUUCUCCGGCGGCCGAAGAUCCGGAGAGAACCGUUUGCCCGUCGUGUAUACCGAGAUGGACGGCGGAGGCAGCGGUGGAAGCAAUGGAGGAAACUCGAACGGUGGUUCUAGAAGAAUAUCCCGCGCAGUUGGAAGCAGUAGGGUUAGGGAGAAUCGCGGAAUUGGAAGAAUUUUCCGCAAUUUCUUUUCCUUCUUCGGGAGAAUUGGAUCUAGGUCACGUUCCUCUUCGUCUUCGUCAUCGUCGUAUUCAGGUUCUGAGCAUGGAUCAGUGAGUCGAAGUCACAGCUAUUCAAGUUCGUUUUUCAAUAGAAACUCAGGGAGAAGAAGAACUUGGGUCUUGGAAGAUUGAUUCAGUCAAAUUUUGAGAGAAAAAAACAUUGAGAUUCAUGUUUGUAAAUAACAUAGAACUGGCUACUGCUGUAGAAGGAGGGAAGUUUGCUGGUGAUGAAGUGAACGCAGUACAAUUUGGGAAGAAAAAAGAAGAAGAAGAAGAAGAAGAAGCGAAGCUUGUUUCCCUUCUCGGUGUUAAAUUAUUUGAUUUGUUUAAUUAAUGUCUAUAUUCAUGUUUUAUUAGUAACAUAUUCUUUGUAAGCGAUUAAGCAUUCUUUCAAGAUCAAUGUCCCGAUUUCUGAUAUGCUGUUCCUUCAAAUUGAUCCUCAAUUGCUAAACUCUGCUGAACAAAUAGGAUGACAAAUCACCUUGUUCAAUAUGCACUGAUUUGGAUUCUAUUGUUGGGGAUAAAGUCUUGGCUUUAGAUGAUGAUCAUGAUGCUUGUUUUGGGGAAUUUGGGGCAUGUUUGUUUGUUGGGUUCAUCAUGAUGAUGCUUCAUAUCAUGCGUUUCAUGAAUUACUUCCUUCACCUUUUUGCAUAACAUAAUCAUGGGCCUAUUUGCCAAAAGAUCAAAGGGAAAAGAAGAAAAAAAAAGAAAGAAGAGCGUUGUGUUUCCCUUACUAUCACUCUUUUGGCUACAUGUAUGGUUGUGGUUGUGUUCUGUCUUGGGAGGUGUUUGGCAAGGGCUGUGGAUUCCAUGCAAGAUUUCAU
Arachis ipaensis is the source of this 1921-nucleotide messenger RNA. RefSeq names its product zinc finger (C3HC4-type RING finger) family protein (gene RDUF2). NCBI's taxonomy places the organism in Eukaryota, Viridiplantae, Streptophyta, Magnoliopsida, Fabales, Fabaceae. Gene Ontology annotation, molecular function: ubiquitin protein ligase activity. Gene Ontology annotation, biological process: protein ubiquitination. The record is from RefSeq and is a predicted model, not a curated record. Gene Ontology annotation, cellular component: cytoplasm.